AUCUGCUCCAUGCACACUCACACUGGACCACUGAAGAUACUUACAUAUCCAUAGAUUGGAUAACACACAGGAGAGGGUGACGCACAGCUGUGGAUCUUCUAUUCCGAAGGUUUCGUUUGCAUGUAUAAAUGGCAAAAAAUAACAUCAGAUAGACGUCUAAAUUAGAUUUUUUUUCUGGAGGAUGGACCUGCCAAACAAGGAGAGACCAUCACUGGCGAAUGGCCCGAAAUUGAGGGGGCGGAGUCACUGUUGCUCAAGUCUAAAGAUGUUCCUCGUGGCCUUGUCUUUCGCCUAUUUCGCCAAGUCAUUAUCUGGGAGCUAUAUGAAAAGCACAAUAACUCAGCUGGAAAGACGCUUCGACAUCCCCAGUUACUUAAUAGGUGUCAUUGACGGCAGCUUUGAAAUAGGUAACUUGUUGGUGAUUGCCUUUGUGAGUUACUUCGGUGCCAAACUUCACCGUCCGAAGAUCAUAGCCAUCGGCUGCCUGCUGAUGUCAAUAGGGACGUUUCUAAUUGCCUUGCCCCAUUUCAUUAUCGGACGAUACAAGUUCGAAACAUCGAUUAGAUCAUCGGUGAACUCGAGCAAUAAUCUGUCUCCGUGUCCAGCGAGGUCUGCCAGCGUUCCGUCCACAGGUCCCAGCACAUCUUCAAUACCCAGCUCAGGUUGUGAACAGGAGUCCAGGUUGUCUAUGUGGAUUUAUGUUUUUGUGGGGAAUAUCUUGCGUGGAAUUGGUGAGACCCCCGUGCAACCUCUGGGAAUUUCAUACAUAGACGACCACGCUUUGGAGGAAAACGCAGCCUUCUACAUCGGAUGUGUCCAGACGAUAUCGGUCAUUGGUCCAGUGUUUGGGUACCUGCUGGGGUCUGUCUGUGCCAAGAUUUAUGUGGACAUUGGAUUUGUCAACAUGGAGAGCAUCAGCAUCACUCCAGGAGAUGCGCGCUGGGUGGGUGCCUGGUGGCUGGGGUACCUCAUUGCAGGACUCAUCACGCUCUUCUCAGCCGUGCCGUUCUGGUUCCUGCCUAAGUCUUUACCCCUGCCGGAAAGACGGCUUGCCAAGUAUUCUCCUGAGAGGACCAGUUUCAUCAAAGGCUCGCCCCUGCUGGAGCACAAAUAUCACGCAGAUGAGCCCACAAACCUCCUGGAAAUGGCCAAAGACUUCCUGCCAACAUUGAGAUCCCUGUUGGGAAACCCGGUUUAUUUUUUAUAUCUGUGUGUCACUAUCAUUCAAUUCAACUCUUUGAUCGGCAUGGUGACGUACAAGCCAAAAUACAUCGAGCAGCACUACGGACAGUCUGCGUUUAAAGCCAACUUUCUCAUGGGAGUGAUUAACAUCCCAGCUGUAGCUUUGGGAAUGUUUUCAGGAGGGUUGAUCAUGAAGAAGUUCAAGCUGAGCAUCAUGGGAGCGGCCAGGUUUGCUCUGGGAACGUCUCUCCUGGGAUAUUUUCUGUCUCUUUUCUUCUUCGCCAUGGGAUGUGAGAAUGCCGACGUGGCCGGAAUCACCGUCUCAUACAAUGGGACGGGCCGUCUUUACAAAGAGGACGCAUCUCUGUUUUCCACCUGCAACGCUGACUGUCAGUGUCCUGAGACACACUGGGACCCCGUGUGCGGUGAGAAUGGCCUCACGUACGUCUCUCCCUGCUUGGCUGGAUGCCAGACGUCCCGCGGCUCUGGCAUGAAAACGGUGUUCCAGCAGUGCAGUUGUGUAGUGGGUGGAAAUCAAACGGCCAGCGCUGGUCAGUGUAACAACAGAGACAGCUGCCAGCGAGUCUUCCCAUACUUCCUGGCUCUGUCCGUCAUCACUUCCUUUAUCAUCUCAUUGGGCGGAACGCCGGGAUACAUGCUGCUCAUCAGAUGCAUCAAGCCCCAGCUGAAGUCUUUAGCUUUGGGAUUUCACACAUUGGCAACAAGAACUCUGGCUGGAAUUCCAGCUCCUAUAUACUUCGGAGCCAUUAUAGACACCACCUGUCUGAAAUGGGGUCACAAGAAAUGUGGCGGCAGAGGAGCCUGUCGAAUCUACAACACCACGGCCUACAGGAUAGCAUAUCUUGGCCUGACGCUGGGUUUACGGACGGCAUCUUUCUUCCUCUGCGUGUUGGGUCUGGUGGUGUUAAAAUGGCACGUUCAGAAACAAGAGCGAGGUGCGCUGGCUAACGGAGGCACGGGUGCUGCGGCCGCUGAACUGCAGGCUCUUAGAAAGGACGAAAACAACGGUGCAAACUCAGAGCCGCAAACCUCAGACUACGACCCAGAACGGGAAACGCGUCUGUGA
Molecule: messenger RNA, 2269 nt
Organism: Triplophysa rosa
Lineage: Eukaryota; Metazoa; Chordata; Actinopteri; Cypriniformes; Nemacheilidae
Gene: slco1c1
Product: solute carrier organic anion transporter family, member 1C1
Exons: 15
Coding region: 182-2269 (695 amino acids)
Biological process (GO): transmembrane transport; sodium-independent organic anion transport
Cellular component (GO): membrane
Molecular function (GO): protein binding
Source: RefSeq, a predicted model, not a curated record